Molecule: messenger RNA, 3983 nt
Organism: Asterias rubens (European starfish)
Lineage: Eukaryota; Metazoa; Echinodermata; Asteroidea; Forcipulatida; Asteriidae
Product: cytochrome P450 2U1-like
Exons: 6
Coding region: 131-1633 (500 amino acids)
Biological process (GO): xenobiotic metabolic process
Cellular component (GO): intracellular membrane-bounded organelle; cytoplasm
Molecular function (GO): heme binding; iron ion binding; oxidoreductase activity, acting on paired donors, with incorporation or reduction of molecular oxygen, reduced flavin or flavoprotein as one donor, and incorporation of one atom of oxygen
Source: RefSeq, a predicted model, not a curated record
UGCAGUGAAAUACCAGGGCGAUAUUUGCCAGAUGCUCCUGACUUCUAAACGAUUUUGUUUUUUUCGUUGAGCCAAAUUUGCAGAGGUAGUCUUUUUUUUUUUACGAUAGAAGGCUCGUAUACACAACAUAAUGAUGGCAUUUACUGAGUUAUUAGACUGGACCACUUUACGGUCGAUCAUCAUCUUUCUGGUAGUGUUUCUGCUUGGAUUGUACUGGAUCCGUCGGCCUAGAAAUUUGCCUCCGGGGCCCCUUGGUGUGCCCUUUUUCGGCAGCGUGCUAGCUCUUCGCAAUGCACCGGCUCAUGUUGUGUUUACUGAUUGGUCUAAGAUCUAUGGAGAUGUCUUCAGUGUUCGGAUGGGUUUUAAGCUCUUUAUUGUUUUGAAUGAUAUUGGUUGCAUUAAAAGAGCCCUGCAUAAUCAAGCCGAUGUCUUCUCAUACAGAAUUCUCUCCAACACAGCCAAAAUGACUGGAGUUAAAGGCAGCUUUGUUUUUGAAAACGGGGCCAUUUGGAAGGAGCGUCGCCGGUUCGGGCUUGCAGCUCUCCGAAGCUUUGGCAUGGGAAAGAGAAGUGCUGAACAGUCCAUUAAUGAAGAAUCUCGCUACCUUCUAGAUUGCUUUGCUGCUCAAGAAGGAAAACCAUUUGAUCCCACGGACCUAGUCCACAAUGCUGUCUCAAACAUCAUUUGUAAGAUCUGCUUCGGCUACAGAUUUGACUACUCGGAUGAAAAGUUUGCACAGCUUCUUGCCAGGAUAAGGAAACAGUUUAUCUUCACUGCAACUUGUUUAGGCAACUCUAUACCUUGGUUGAUCCACACACCGCUUUACUCGCACGCAAAAGAAAACAUCAGGAGCCUCAAGAAAUCUAUAGAUGAAAUCAUUCAGGACCAUCGAGAAUCGUACGAUAAGAAUGAUAUCCGGGACAUUAUUGACAUGCAUUUUGCCGAGGUAGAAAAGCGGGAAAACCGCGGCAAAGAUAACGAUCUGUUCGGGAAAGACAACUUCAAUGAUGAAACCUUGGGGCGUGGUUUAUACGAUUUCUUCGCUGCUGGAUCAGACACCUCUUCCAACUCUCUGCUAUGGUUGUUGAUGUACAUGGCACUCCACCAAGACAUACAGAAGAAGGUUCAAACUGAGAUUGAUGACGUCAUUGGAGGUAGCCGCCAGCCCUCAUCAUCCGACUGCCCCAACUUGCCUUUUACAAAUGCCGCCAUUUUGGAAAUUCAACGGAUCCGGCCCGUCGGUCCGUUGGGCUUGCCUCGGCAUACCAAAGACCAAACCACGCUGGAUGGACAUACGCUUCCAAAACAUACAUGCGUGUUGAUCAACGUUUGGGCAGUGCAUCAUGAUCCUGCUACGUGGACAGAGCCAGAGAAAUACAACCCGAGUCGAUUCCUUUCUGCUGAUCGAAAAAGUGUCAUUCAUCAUGAUUCACUCAUCCCAUUUGGUACAGGUCGCCGCUCUUGCUUGGGUGAGAACCUCGCUAAAGUGGAAAUGUUCCUCUUCUCCGUGAACAUUCUCCAACAAUUUACAGUCUCGUUCCCAGAGGGUAAACCGACCCCCUCACAGGACGGAGUGGCAGGGUUGGUACUCUCUCCCGGUCCGUUUGAACUUUGUUUCACUAGGCGUUCGUAAAUUGGGCAAUGGUGUCCUCUUAGUUUGGGGGUAAAAGUGGUGGGGGCUGGGACAAAAGAACUAGUGGGGUCAAAUCUAGUGUCCAACACAUCAAUAAUGUUAGCUUAGCGUGGGGGAAACGUUAAUUAUGUAAACUAAGUUUGUUGUAAAAUAUAGUAAGUGGUGUUCGAAACGUCAAAGCCAUAACGAAUACGCAGCAAGUUAAAUUGUUGAUGGGUGGGCCUACCUAAUAAUGAUUUGUUCACAUUUUUCACUUUCAGUGUAAAUUUAUCAUAACUCUAUUUCGCAGUCCAAUAAUAACCAACAAUUAAUUGUUGUGUACCGGUAGGCCAAGUUCAUGAUUUUAUUGUUAAGUUCCGACCACCCAGUACAAUCCUUUUUGUCUCUGUCAGUCCAUGGUCAGUCAGAGCUCUGAUUUUAUUGUCAAAGUCAUUAAAUGUUUUGUGGUAAGAAUUAAUUAAUUUUAUACAAGCUUAUGGCAACAAUUUUAAUAAGAUCGGCCUGCAAUUGCCGAGGCCUAUAUACAAAAAAAAAAUGCGAAUAAAUCAAUAGUACUUACAACUUUAACCAAUGAGCCGGUUCUUCCCUGUAAGGGGCAAAACCACCAAGCCAAGUCCAAAUAUUUCAAGGGAUGUUUACUAAUAAUAUUAUCGUCAUCGUUUAGAACGCGUAAGUUUGAUUUAAAUCUGUGAUCUUGGACGAUUGUUUCCUUACCAAUUCUGUAUGUUCCUUAAAUGCUGUGUAGUGUAGGAAUGAAAAGUAAUACAUUGUAUAAAUAAAAUAAUUAUAUGUUACUAUACAAUCACACAGGUAACAUAUAGCGAAAAUGUUUUCUCAAACUUGCAGGAUGGUAAAUAAUAAGUAUUUUUGAAAUAUUUCUUUUGAUUACAAUGUGCAUGGUGAUGCUUUGACCCAGUGGCUAAUUUAACAGAUUGGUUUUUGAGAAAUGGUUUGUUGAAAUAAGGGCUUUCUAACAUUGAAUAAUCAAUGUGUUUUAAAAUGAAAAGGUUAGAGAUUAGUAUGUUUAAGAAAUCUAAUAUGAUAUAAAAAGUGUAUAAACUAAUUAUUGUAAUUUAGGAGACAUGUUGUCUUGUAGAGUUUUAGUCAAAAGAUAAAGAGGAUGUAGCGGUUUGGGUAAAUCUGGAGGUUACAGGGUUACUUGAAUCAAGGCUACUGACAGCGCGCUCUUUUGAAUGACCCUCCUCCAGCACGUGUUCCCAUUUGGGGGACAGAAAAAUAUACGAGCGUGAUUGGCUUAUGGGCACGUCGGGCUUGAAAGAUGAGCUAGAACUAUGAUUAUGUUCGAGAGGUGUCCGUUUAGGAAUGAUACAAAAGUCUGGGUGUGUAUAUCUUAAAACCUGGUACUGUUGGUAUAUUCUUUCCAGUGCGUUUUAACAAUAGAACCCCGAGUCAUGCGGGACCAUGGUGUGACAGAGGUUACUGAAUAUUCAUGAUCCUUAAGUUGUUAUGCCAUAUUCCUUUUCUUUGUUGUGUCUGUUGACGCUGUUUUGACGCUCGUUUGAACCAUGUGACAAGGAGCCCGCGAACCGGUUUCAAAACCGUGUGCUUAUACCGCAGAUUGUGCAGCCAGUCCUAGUUAGAUUUUGCGAGAGAUUUUAAUAUCAAAGAGUGAUUUGACCAAGCUGGGGACAUCCAAUAGGCAGACCACACCAUCUUAGUGAUUGUAAGUACACAUAUCUUCAUUGUCCAUGUUUUAUGACUCCUGUUUUUGUGUAAAAAUAAUACAUUUGUGUGUUGAAAAAGGAGGUGAACCUCGGACCGACCGUAUUGCUAAUAGGCAUAUAGAGUGACGAGUGUAUUAUUGUUCCCAUCUAAACUACAUAGCGAGUCUGUCUAAAUGGCAGUUUUGUAAAACGUAUCUGUUUGUGUGUGAAAAGUAGCUGUGAAUAACUCGCCAUUUGUCAACGUUAACCUUGUCCAAAUCAAACGAGAAUUCAGUUUUCAAGAAUAAAAAAGAUUAACAAUUUCAAGGAAAAUAUACCUUGGAAAAAGAUGCAGUGAAAAUGUGAAAAACUUAAUUUACUUUUGCGUUUUUGGGAAGAUAUUGACGCGUCUAAAUUUCUUAACGUCUAUUUGUCAUCGCCACAAGAAGUAAAUUCUCAAGAAUACUGGAGGAUGCUCUUUCUUUUGAAAUAAUGCAAUAAACCAAAGUAAAUGCUGUAGAAUUUUGAAAUAAUGCAAUCAACCAAAGUAAAUGCUGUAGAAUUAUGAAACAAUGCAAUCAACCAAAGUAAAUGGUCUAUAAUUUUGUCAGCUUUCCGAUAGUACAAUUUUGUAACAAUUCACGUGAAUAAAAUGCGAGUUUUGCCAAAUUUUUCGAACACCUGAA